UACACCACGGUGAUGCCGAUAGAGAGCUCUUUGACAAUGAAAAUUUCACCACAGAUGAUUCUGUCAUGAACCGAAUGUCGGCAGCGGACAUUGAAGAUCCCAUGGACAUGAUGAAUAAGGAUUCAUGUGGGGAUAUGCCCAAUCAAAGCCAAAGCAUGCAUGAGGGUGAGGAUACAAUCAUGGAGAUAUCCACCGAAUUUAAGGGUGCACCAAGGCAGGUCAGCAAAGUGAUUGGGCCAUUUGCGAAGCGUGCCAAGGGGAUCGACAUGAAGAAUCUCAAGAACAGCUGCCAUUAUUUGAUCCAGAAACAAUUCCUCAGUUCUGUCAAUGAGGCAUCGAUACCCUCCCUCCCACUGUCAAAGGAAGAAAGCUACGCCAAGGGUACCGCCAGCUUCCAGGAGGUUUACCGAUCGUUGCCUGAUGUGUUGAGUGACGAAACGAAAGAUUCUCUGUGCCCAUCGGUGGCCCUCAAUGCGGUUCUCCAUUUGGCCAACGAUAUGAAACUGCGACUCAUUCCACAAGAGAAUCUAGAGGAUUUUCAAAUCCGGCAAGUUCUGGAUGACGAAGUUUAAUGACGAGCUUUUAAAAAAACUGAAUUCUGAUACAAUGCUAGAAGUAAUCAAUCUUCACACAAUUUUAAAUACAUUUUCAUGCAACAACACAUACAAAAAACUAAACGAAACGAAUCAGGGCUCUUCUCCAAUGUGUUCUCGGAUGAAUUUUUAAUUCUAUCUCUCAAGUCCUAAGAUUUGCAACAUAUAAACAAUAAAUUAAUAUUUUUGAGAGCA
Messenger RNA from Drosophila miranda, 788 nucleotides. Its product is annotated as condensin complex subunit 2-like. Gene Ontology annotation, biological process: mitotic chromosome condensation. Lineage: Eukaryota; Metazoa; Arthropoda; Insecta; Diptera; Drosophilidae. Gene Ontology annotation, molecular function: chromatin binding. The transcript is spliced from 2 exons. Bases 66 to 572 code for a protein of 168 amino acids. The record is from RefSeq and is a predicted model, not a curated record. Gene Ontology annotation, cellular component: condensin complex.